Hippoglossus stenolepis (Pacific halibut) is the source of this 2314-nucleotide messenger RNA. It is a transcript of the gene vmp1, whose product is annotated as vacuole membrane protein 1. Lineage: Eukaryota; Metazoa; Chordata; Actinopteri; Pleuronectiformes; Pleuronectidae. The transcript is spliced from 12 exons. The record is from RefSeq and is a predicted model, not a curated record. Bases 174 to 1391 code for a protein of 405 amino acids.
AGUGUCUAUACAGUUGUAUAUUUCUCCUUGUAAACCUUAUAGCAAACCCUGUUUUGUAUACAUUCCUUCAUGACUCAACCGCUGUACAGUUGUACUUUGACACGUCCCGCGUCUGUUUCCGGGUGAGGAGGACAGGAAAGAGACUGCCCUGACCUGCCAACACCGUGAUCGACAUGGCAGCUAAUGGAGCUCGCUGUGAACAGCCGCAGAAACGUGCAGCAGCUAAAGACAAACAGAAUGGCAAGUCCGCAGACUCGUCAAUAAGGAACAGGAGACAGAGGGAUAAAGAGGAGCGUCUGUCUCUGGUGUUAUGGAGGAGGCCUGUCACCUCGCUACAUUACUUCCUCCUGGAGACCCUCGUCAAGCUAAAGGAGUGGACGCUUCAGCUUUGGCAUCGACGAGGCACAGUGUUGUUUUUUCUGGUCUUAUGUUCUCUUUUCUCCAUUUUGUACUCCACUGAGGGAGAACACCAACAAUAUGUUCAGUACAUGGAGAAGAGGUUUCUAUGGUGUGCCUACUGGGUAGGUCUUGGGAUCCUGUCCUCGGUUGGCCUUGGGACUGGCCUGCACACCUUCCUUCUCUAUCUGGGUCCUCACAUAGCAUCAGUAACCCUGGCUGCAUACGAGUGCGGCUCCAUAGACUUCCCAGAGCCUCCAUACCCAGACCAGAUUGUCUGUCCCCAAGGUGGAGUGGUGGACAGCAGCGUAACUCUCUUCUCAAUCAUGUCAAAGGUCCGCCUGGAGGCCUGCAUGUGGGGUGCAGGUACUGCCAUCGGAGAGCUGCCUCCAUAUUUCAUGGCCCGAGCGGCUCGUCAGUCGGGAGCUGAUCCAGAUGAUGAAGACUACGAGGAGUUUGAGGAGAUGCUUGAGCAGGCUCAGGGCGCUCAGGAUUUUGUCACAAGAGCAAAACUGGGGGUCCAGCACAUGGUGCAGAAAGUGGGAUUCUUUGGCAUCUUGGCUUGUGCCUCAAUCCCUAAUCCUCUGUUCGACCUGGCUGGAAUAACCUGCGGCCAUUUCCUGGUUCCUUUCUGGACCUUCUUUGGAGCAACUCUAAUCGGGAAAGCCAUCAUCAAGAUGCAUAUACAGAAACUAUUUGUCAUCAUCACCUUCAGCAAGCACAUAGUGGAGCAAAUGGUGUCCCUGAUUGGGUCUGUGCCUAAAGUGGGACCAGCUAUCCAGAAGCCCUUCAGCCAGUACCUGGAGGCCCAGAGGACCAAGCUGCACCAUGAUGGAGGAAGUGCACCAGCGGAUGAGAACUGGUUGUCGUGGGUGUUUGAGAAAGUGGUGCUGGUCAUGGUCUGCUACUUUGUCAUCUCCAUCGUCAACUCCAUGGCUCAGAGCUACGCCAAGAGGCUGCAGACGCGGAGGAACUCGGAGGAGAAAACCAAGUGAUGACGGGGACAAAAGCAGUUCAGACAUCCCAGUGACUGUGUUUCUGCUGCUGAGAGCCCUGCGCUCAGACCCAGCCACUCACAAUUUAACAACAAACCUCACCCUCAUCCAUUCUCAAAGAGGCUGAAUGCUCGAGAGAGGAAAAAAGAAAGAAAGAAUGAAAUCCAGGCUCUGUUGGUUUUGGUGUGUUUGAGGAUGUAUGCUACUGUUAACUGUUUGUCCCUCCUUCAGGUUUUGUAGUUCUUCCCUUCAUCUCACUGUCUGUGUAGUGCGAUCGGUUCUGCUGUUGAUCUUAACAUGUUACUUUAACAUUAAAUUAACCCUUUCAUUGACCUCAGAAGUGAAGCAGCGGUUUGGUGGUGGCUGCUGUGUUCGGGCGGUGCCCAUCAGAUGCUAUGCCUUAUGCAAGACGGGGGGGGGUUUGGCUUCCCUCGAACAUAGUUCUUGACUUAUAGACUUGAUUGUUAUUUAAUUUUGUAACAUGUAUGUAUGGAUGUAUCUCGAUUCAUUUGUACAGUGCUGCCAAGAUAACUGCGAUGGAUGGUCUCUUGUUUUUUGUUUCAGGGUUUAAUUUUCCUUAUGUUUUUUGUCCUGUUCGACAGUAAGAACAACUCUUGUCGUCUUUUGUUUCUGGAGUUGUCAUUUUAAAAUGAAAAAAAAAAGCAAUAUCAAGAUAAAAAAAACAGAUGGGUUCUGAUGGAUGCACACAGUGUAAAUAUCUUACUAUCUUUUGGACCAUAUGCGCAGAUGUCUUUCUAUUCCAACGGUCUGUGUGGACGUGAAUCAACUUGAACCAAAAAAGGUGAUAUCAUUUGUAAAGUGACAUUGUGCUCUCGGCUAACUAGUCCCAUUUCUACUCUGUACAUUUAGGUUGGAUCAGAUCAUAUAUAUAAAAACAUGUAAGUCAUGGCACUUGUUUCCAA